AUGCAAGUACGCGUAUUUGCCGUCUCAUCAUUGUUGCAAAUGGAUAUCGACACAUUAUCCGACUCGUCCGAAAUUCUUCCUGAAAAGGACAACCCGGGAGAGACACUUGACGCGGAGGAGAAAAGUCGAAAAGCGUUCGUAAGGAAACAAGUCCUCGAAGUAGAAGAACUCGUGAAAUGGCACGGUCUUGAUGUACCACAAUUGAUAAAAACUUUGGACGUUAUUCUAAGCGGAAAACUUGGGGAUACCAGAAGACUGAUCAAGUCCCUAAUUCCACGUACAAAGGUGCCUAGUUCGUUGAUAGUGAAAAUUUUAGGGAACCUUGGAAAUAAGAGUGUAAAGCUUAAGAUUCAACUCCAAACACGAGUUGGAACCGAACCUCAUAUCCAGGGAUUAUUGGCGCUCUAUAGAGAUUACUCUCCAACCUUGGUGACGAUUCACAUUCCCUUUACUAAAAACGCGACAUUUAAAUGUCCAGAUGUAGCAUGGAUUCAUCUAUUAAAUAAAGUGUACGCGAGGUGGAAUAAAGGUGAAUCCCUGUUUGCAGCGCCCGCGGGAAAAUUAAAGAACUCGAGAUGGACGGGCAUCACCACUCUCGAAGAGAUAUCAGAUGUCAAGCAGUUCGCGGCAAAUAUAGACAAGAUUGAAUUUCCCGACCGUUUGGCUUCCGUUCUGGUGGAUAGUCGAAUUCUGCAGGACAUUCUUGCGUGCGAUCCUCAAAAAGUGAUCGUCGCCCGAGUCAAUUACUGGAUUGAUCAAUAUCUCAUGUAUCUUGUGCACUGUGGUGAUAACGACAGAGAUGACAAUGCAAGGUCAAGAUUUGUUGAAUUUUUUUUUAAACUGGUCGCGAUGACCGAGGUCUUGAAGGAAUUGCUUCCGGCUAUUCAUGAAUUCAUGAUUAAAUAUAUUCGCUCGUGGAACGGAAUUGAACAUCAAGGGCAAAUCUUUAGUAUCCUGGCUUUUCUUCGGCCUGGACCUUUUGACCAGAUUUCUACCAAUUUUUUGGAACCGCUUAAAAAACUAUUUGCAGCUUCUGCGGCUAGUUGGAAGGCCAGGCUAAUACAUUGUUACACGAAUUUACUAAAAUAUUGGAUUUUGCUUCACGCAACAAGACAAAAUCUUGACGGGGAGAGUCUGUCUAACGAAAUUGAUUACACCACGACAAUCUAUGGUUUCAUCAACCAUAUCGAGGAGAUUGCGCAGGAUGCUCUUGAAGUAACUGACAAUUAUUUCCAUGUUUACUUGUUCUUUAAAUUAUACCGCAAAUAUUUAAUCGAACGGAUUGUUGUUGCAUGA
Messenger RNA from Acaulospora colombiana, 1296 nucleotides. The record is from the annotation of a GenBank genome assembly. NCBI's taxonomy places the organism in Eukaryota, Fungi, Glomeromycota, Glomeromycetes, Diversisporales, Acaulosporaceae.